Megalops cyprinoides (Indo-Pacific tarpon) is the source of this 4927-nucleotide messenger RNA. RefSeq lists its product as uncharacterized. Gene Ontology annotation, cellular component: cytoplasmic vesicle. The record is from RefSeq and is a predicted model, not a curated record. The transcript is spliced from 10 exons. Lineage: Eukaryota; Metazoa; Chordata; Actinopteri; Elopiformes; Megalopidae. The coding region runs from base 248 to 4702 and encodes 1484 amino acids.
GGAUGUUGCGAUGUGUGGAAAGUAUCGGGAUGGCAACAAUUCAUAGCAUCCUGUCUCCAUCUCUCCAUCUUUGUCAUUUCGCUGUCCGCCACCCGGUGAGUCUAAUAGGUUGAGGGCUGUUAAGGUGUGAAGAGGAUGUCUACUCUUGGCCUGGAUCUUAUCUACCUGUAGCUGCAGAUUGGAUUCCCUAUAUUUCAAAACACCAUAAAGAGAGGUCUUACCUUGUUUUUUCGUGUCUUCCUUCACAAUGCUGUCAUCUACCCGCCCAUCUGUGCCCCCCCGGCCCCACAGGUCUAUCAACUGCAAACAGAUCAGUACAGCAGAACCAAAGUCUCCAGAGCCAGGCACUCCGAGGGAAGACAUAAACAUGAACACCACUGCUAACACUGAUCCUUCCUCUCACCAGGAUUAUGUAAAUAAUGUACCUGCUGAGUCUGUCAAAUCAAAGGUAGAUGACCAGGGGCAUGCCAGCGCGGGUCAGCUGAGGGAAGGUCAACAGAAAGAUAGUGCUGUUCCAGUAAAACCCCACAAACCUAGUGUUGUUCAUUUAGUGUCUGACCCAAGUCCCACUCUUGACCCGAACUGCAAUGAACCAGGUUUGCCAUGCCUGUGCUGUAAUGGUUACUCGCCUCAGGACAACAACAGCACCUACAACCUCAACUUCAUCAACAACAACACAGUUACCUAUGGACAACAGCUACAGCAAAAACGUCGGAACAGUGGUGAUGAUUCGCAUCGGAGGGGUACAUACCAAGCUCAGAGAAACCCCAAAGCAGCACAACCACAGUGCAGCGCCCCAGCUUGCACAGAGGGAGACAAAACUGAAGAGAAUGAGGACACAGACGAUAACACCCACUGCGAAGGAGAAGAUGCAGACGAAGACGACGCCCUCAUUCCCUCCUGCUGGGACUGUCCACCCUCCCUCCUGGAAUUCUCUCUUUCGUCUUUUCCCUCCUCUUCCUCCACCUCCAUCAGCGGGUGCUCAGAUCUCGAAUCAGACUGCCCCGACGCCAUCUCGCUCUCUUGCCAGGAUUUCCCACCCGAGCAACCCCAUGCAAUCUGCCCCAUGGCUCCCCAACCCCAUAUUCCCUUCCUGGAUCCCCACCCCACUCCUCUUUCUCUCCAGUCUCCCUGUUCCCCGCAUGAAGGCCCUCCCUCUGCUUACUCCACUCCCUCAGAAUUCCCAGAGGGCAAGUGGCUGUUAGGGCAGGACAGCAGAGAGCCGGAUCUAAGGAACCUCCCAGACGCUGUGGAUGACCCCAGAAAAGUGUGCCUCCAACAAACAGCUCAGGUGGAUCACUGGGAGAUGGAGAGUUACCUGGGAUUAAGAGAUGAUCUUGGUCAUCUGGAAAGACUGGAGCAAAUUAAUAAACAGAGGAAGAUUUCCCAUACAGAGGGACUUAAAGAUGCCAGUUUGGGUGACGCAGAUCUUGCUGAGGGUGGAAACAUGGUUGAGGAUGUAGAUUUGCCAUUUUGCAGGGGCCGUGCACGCAAUCCCCUGGAUUUUUCGGACGCUCUGGUCAACUUGUCUGCGUCCUCGUUUUUCGAUGAGCGCCCCCUUCCAGACUCACUUGUCUCCUCCCCCUUGCAGCCUCCUCAGGAGAUCUCCAAACUGUCCCCGAGUCACACAGACAUGCAGAUGUUCACAUACAUGAACAUGAAUGCCAGCACACCGACCCCACCCACCACAUCCUCCACCUCCUCUUCCUCACUCUCGUUCAGCGGCGUCUCUCCAUCUUCUUCCUCACCCCCUUGCGAGAUAGAAUGGGCCGGUCCUUUGCUCUCUCUUCCUCCAUCCCAACCCAUCCCUUACUUCACCUUUCACUCCUCCACCCCCUCCCUCACCUCUCUCGCUCCUCCCGUUGCUCCACCCCGGAGACGGCGCUUAGCCCGGCUGGAGGCCGAGAGGAAUGCUGGUCGCCAGGUUGAAAGCACAGCCCUGCCUCUUCCUUCGUCUGCUUCUCGUAUGCCGCCACCACCACCACCACCACCUCCUCCUCCUCCUCUUCCCUCAGCUGCUCCGUUCUGCCCAGCUCCGCCGCCUCCACCUUCCUCGCUGCGGCCUCCUCCUUCCUUCCACGCCCUGGACGACGAGAUCCGGAAGCUGCUGGCUCUGGCUGGGAUAACCCAGGCUGAGCUGCUCAAACUGAGCCCCGAGCUGGGAGUCGGGGUCAUGGAGCUGCUGGAGCCAGAGACCAGAGACACCUCAGAGGCCGUGAGACCAGCAGAGACCAAUGCACAGGAAAUCGGAAUGGGAUUCAGAGGUAGAAAAGAGGGAAGGCAAGAUGGAGGAAGGAUACAGACAAAGGAGGAUGUGCACAAGGAGGGAGAGAGGGAGGAUAGUUGGAGAGAAGUAAAGGGAUCCGGAAUGGAGAGAAAUGCUAGAGAGCUGGAGAAGGAGGGGCAGAGAGUGAAGGAAAGCAGAGAAACACUCAAGACAACCUCGUUCACUGAGAUGGCCAGAAGUCGUAAGGGAUAUGCCUGUAGCGACAACUCUAGCCGUAAGUGUGGGUAUAGCUGUGAUGCAAGCCUUGCCGCUUAUUAUAGCCCUGCUCAGAGUGGUGCAAAUAACUCUAAUACAAAUUGUCAAAACAACAGUAACUUCCCCUCAGCAAGCACUUCGUCCAUUCCUCCUACAGGGCUCAUAACCCGCCGCCACCCAGAACUGCCUCUGCCUCCCCCUUUGCCCUGUCCAUCUGUCACCGCUUGGCCCACCAACAAAAAUCAGCUGGAGCACAUUGAUUGGUUGAUUUCAUUCUCCCCGGACAAGGACGCUUUAUCUGGAGCAUGCACGGGCAACGGGGAAGUCAAGAGCAGCCCCCAGACAUUUGCGGCAGGGUCCAAAGUGACGACGUUUAAAGAGCUGCGCAGUCGGAGCAGACAGAACCCCCAGCCCGCUCCGGUCCUCCCAGACCCAGACCCGGACCCGGCGGUCAUGACCCCAGACCCAGACUUCCUGUACAGUCUGAAGUGGAAGACGGAGUACGUUGACGGCGAUGGCAGACAGUGGGAGUACACCCCGCAAGCACAAACGUCUUUCCUCCAGCCGCCAUCCGCGACGUCGGUGGCCGUCCUGAAGGAGGUGCCGCUGACAGCCAGGUGGGAGCCGGAGCCCCGCCCCUCGCAUCUCAUUGGCUUCUCCACCUGCCAGUGCAGACUGCAGACAGGGGCGGCUGAGAGAGGGGAGGGAGAGGCGGCGGUGCGACAAGGAGCAGAUGGCGGAAGGAGCCAGGAAUCAAGAGCAACAGCAGUGUGUAGCCUGUCAUUUAUUGAAUCGGAUCAGAGAGGCGGUGCCUGGGGGGCCAAUCUCAGAGAUGAAGGGCUGUCCUCUCCUGGCUUGCAAGAAAAAAGAGCUCUUCUCAGUCUGGUCAGCGUGGCCGUGGAUGCGAUUCUGGCGCAGUUCAGCUCUGCUCGAACCUUGGUCCAGAAGGUGCAGUCCGGAGACAGCAGGGUGAACCCGUCUCUGGGUCGGCUGGUGCUGCAGCGUCUUUGCCCAGCUCUCCUGGGCCUGCUCUCUGAUGGCCUGAAGCCCCACCAGACUGACCUCAUCGCGGGCAGGAGGCCAAACUCACCCUGGGCACUGGUACAGGCCUCCACCCGGCCAGGUCCCAGCACCCAGGCCUUGUACACCCUGCAGUGUCAAGUAUCCCAGCUGCCCCAGCUAAGGCAGAGCCGGCACAAAUUCAACGCUUUCCUGCUUGGUCUUCUCAAUAUAAAACUGCUCGAUCACUGGAUCGGUCAUCUGCAGUCCUGUGACGAUGUGCUAGAGUCCCACUACCGCCCCGCCUCCUUCAUGUGGCUGUCGCGCACUUCCUGUCAGGCUCUCUUUGACGAGCUCCUCCUCCUGCUGCAGCCCCUGUCCCUGCUUACCUUUAACUUAGACCUGCUCUUCCAGCACCACCACUUCGACCCCGCCUCCCCGACGCCAUCCUCAGCAGGUUACAGCCCAAAAACACCCAGCCCAGCCAGUCAGGCCUGCGGCUUCGGAACCAAAGGGUUAUCCCUUGGGAGGAGUGGUCACUUGGACAGUGCCUCAAGACAGGGCUCUAGGAAUCUGGGAAGCAACCAGAAAGCAAGUCUCGCUGUGCUGGCCAAUACCAGCAAUGAUAGCCUGAAUGGGCUCCCUAAUGGCGGGCCAGUGUUAGGACCAGCUGCAGCCACUAAGGAAGAGACAAACAACAGGUUCCUAUGGAAGAAGGAGGAUGAAACGGCACCCCCUAGAGUUUGUACACUGUCUCAGCAAGCAGGUCAGGCUAUACAGCAGGGCUGGGGUGCAAUUGUGCGCUGGAGUGGGCAGUUUGGGCAGAACUGGGGCAGUUACAGUAAAACAGAGCAUGUGAUGUCUGUGGGGUCCAAGUCCUCCUCUCUGGUUCCGGACCAAAGGUCAAGUAGCACCCUCAUCGGGUCAGACUUGAUUUCCCACAAGCCUCUGCAGGGCCCUCCACCUGAAUGUAAUUCUGUGACUCCGUGGGUUCUGGACAGACUGUUUGGGACAUCCAGGGGACACAAAGUCCCCCAAGCAGAUAAACCUUCCAUUAGGCAUCCAUCCCAUUGGCUGGCCCCGGGUGGCCCUGCCCACAGCCCAGUGAAUGAAGAGAGAGGGGCGGAGUCAGAAGGAGAGAACGAGAGAGGAGAGACCAGAGGUCACCUAAGGUCAGUGCGAACUCUGCGUGACCACAGGGCCCGUGGACAGCUGUACUAAUGUUUCACUGUGGUCCUGGUGGAAGGUGUGGCCCAGAGGUACAGAAUGCUAGCAUUGACAUCCAAAAACUAGAAAAAUUACAGUUCACUAAUAAGAGGCUAAUGAAUUCAUAUAAACGCAACACAAAUAUAAUGCAGGCAUGAGAGAAACUGAAGAGUACUUCCAUGUCCUCUGUCAUCCAGCUAGCUAGCGCAAGCUUAAAAUGCCACCAGGAGUAGUCCCCCC